Rhea pennata is the source of this 3095-nucleotide messenger RNA. It is a transcript of the gene C5H14orf180, whose product is annotated as chromosome 5 C14orf180 homolog. The record is from RefSeq and is a predicted model, not a curated record. NCBI's taxonomy places the organism in Eukaryota, Metazoa, Chordata, Aves, Rheiformes, Rheidae. Gene Ontology annotation, cellular component: plasma membrane. Bases 272 to 646 code for a protein of 124 amino acids. The transcript is spliced from 6 exons.
AGCUGCUGUUCUCAUGAAGGAUUUAUCUGAACAGGCCUCCCAAGCUGGCCAUGUCAGUAUGAGAUGCUGCCUGCACUUUUCAUCGUGAUCAACAGGUUGUUAAACUGCAAUCAAAAGCACUUAGCAGGAAUGGAUCUGUCCCUGUUAUGAGGUUUGAACUUCUGACACCUUUAUCCACUGGAACUUGAGAGCCCAGGAUGCAUCGGGGAGUUUUACAAGCCCUGCAGCUGUGAGCUGCUUGCAGCAUGAGGAAAAGCCCUCCAUCACCCCAAUGCACAGGCAAGAGAAGACAGAUGAUAGUAGCUGUCCUCCUUCGAUACUGAGGAAAAGGCCACCUGUGGACCAAGCUGUGGGGGAAAAGCGAAAAGUAGAGAGAAGAGUUCGAUUUCGUGAGCCAGAAGAAGUCAUUGAACAUGCUAUUUCCUGCUGUGACUAUGUAGUAGUACCUGACAGGUCAUCAUCUGGAUUGCCUGUGUUCCUGUGGCUCUCACUUUGUGCCGUGCUGAUCCUGGCUGUGAGUCUCUACUACACCAGCAUGAGGCAAGAUUUCAAGGUCCUGGAAGAAUUUCAAUCUCGACUUGUUAUCUUCUUUCUUCAGAUAAGACACGUUGCUCAGAAAUGCUGGACUUGGUUUACAAGGCAGUAACAAUAGUCUCUGACUGCAACAGCUUGACAAACAUCUCCAAGCACUGCUAACCAGCACACGGUCACAAAAAGCUCCUGAUUCACUCCAGCCAUAUGCCAGGGAAGGCGUGAGCAGCCACCUUGAAGAACAGUAAAACCAGCUCUGUCGUGCACUUCUCAGAGCCAUUUGUUCUCCUUUCUCAUUACCGUGUGGCCACAGUGGCAACUAGAGGUCUCACCAAACUUGGGCUUCAUCAUCUUGGACAGUGAACAAGCAUCUUAGCUGUGUCCCCUAAAGAGGUUACAAAUCGUAGAUCUGAGCAGCAGAAGCAGAUAGAGAAAAUUCAUUGAUAUGUGCAGGCAGUGGCAAGCUCUGAAAAUAGGUCUCUGGAGUCUUAGAUCACGGCAUUAACUAUCAAACCAUUGUUCUCCUCAAGUCUCCCAAGGGCAGUUCUGCAAAGGUUAAAAUAAACCUGAACUAUUGCACAAAAACUACUUUUGUGAUCAAAGGUUGGCAAGUUUGCUGUAUUUCUACACCUGUAAAAUGAUUGUUAGUAAAAUCCUGGCAAGUGGCUUUCUUCUUUCCCUUCAUGCAUUUUCGCCUCCAUAGGCAAAAACUGUUACUUAAUAUUUCAAUUGACUCUCAGGUGUGAAAAAGAGCAUGAAAACUCAUUUAAACAGUAAAUAGUGUAUUUACCUAGUAUUAUGCACAACAGCCUUGAAUCCCAGGUUAAUUAUCAAAUCAGUAGUUUAAUCCUCUGUGUUUGAUUCAGCCCAUAAACCCCAUGAGCUGAGCUUACAAGGUUUAUGACAGCACUUGCAUUCAGACAGAGAUUAUGCAUUUACGCCUGUGUGUUCAAGACCUUAUAUAAUGGUGGUACAGACUGUUUAUGAAGAUGUGGGGGAUACAGCCCUACCAUACCUCUGUUAUCAGACCAUAGUGUGCACCUCUCCAAAGGGCAUCAUUUUAAUUAAUGGAGCUCAUGCAGGGAGUGUAGAACUUCUCUCAUCUGAGAGGAGAGCAAGCACAUGCGAGCUUAUGAACAGCAGCUUUCUCAUGUUUAUUUUCUUCCUUGACAAAAAUAUCAUCAGCAGCAACUUGAAAAAUAUGAUUAUCUUCAAGUGACAUCAAAGUAAGGCAUAUGAUGCAUGUUUGGUUUUAUUCAGUAUAAGAACAAUGUCAGAAUCUGUAAAAGCUGAAGAAAACGAGAGAAAACACUGCAAAGAAGAUUGAAUUGAUGUUUGCAAGACCAUGUCUUGAACUCCCCUGCCAUAGCUGCUAACCAAAAAGAUGUAUAUCUGGUGCCUUAUUUUUAACUGACUUUAACAAAAGAGAGGGCAACAUUUCUCUGCCACAGCAAUCUUCUCCCAAGCAACCUCAGACUUAAACUAGGCAAUGGAUGAAAAAGGAACAAAAUAUGCAGCCUGGACUCAAGAUGAAGGUGGGCGCAAGCUGACUGAAAAUGAAUCCAAAAAGUUGCAGUGUCAGAGACAAAAAGAAAUCACUGCAGGGGCUAUUCUCAUGCUCAUCCUGAGACAUCAAAGGCCCACAGCAACUGCAUAUGAUGAGCUGCCAGUUUGGGAACCAGAGGUUGCUGCAGGAGGCAUUUAGCUCAGUGGCUCUUUGCCUAAACCCAUCAUGUACCCAAAGUUUCCAGGGUAAGUUCCACGAUUACUUCCCUCCCCUCUGCCCCCAUCUCAGCUCUGCUUUUUAGAUAAUAAAGAAGAAAGGUUUUAAACUUGUGUAUUGGUCAUUCUCUGAUGGAAAAGCUGAGAAUGAUGUAUUCAUGGGGCAAGUGGGUCACUGAAACCUUUGUUUUAAUUUUUUUAAUGUUUAUGACCUUUUUAACGUGUAUGCUUUUAACCCUUUGGCAAGUCAGUGGGCUUCUUUUUUUAGAUCUGUACUAACAUGUUUGUAGCGACCACAUUCAAAACAGGAGCCUGUGUUUGAAGUGAUAGUGCACUCCCUGAAACUCACUGCAUAUCAUAACAAGUAAGCAAAGUAAGGGUUGAAAGGAAAUGAGAUCUCCUUUUAGGGCUCUGAAGGAAGAUGAGGGUAUAGCCUGAAAUCCAAGGCGAAGGCUCACCUUCCUGCACUGCUCACCAAGAGACAGACCCUGGGACCACCUCUCCCCAGGCCUGAUUUAAACAGAAAAUGGCCCCAUCCACCUUGCUGGGGUCGUGGUUUAUCAGUGUGAGUGAGGCACACUCUGAGAAUGGCUAUUGCAUCAGGGCUGUCAGGGAAAUUAAACAGGAACAACUAUUCCUGGCUUCUGCCCAGGCUCUGAUUGGGACAUUGGCAAAAGCAGCACUUGAGUUGUCUGCUGAGUUUAAGCCAUGGCCUUGUAAGGUCUCCUGGGUCAGGACUGUUUGCUGCAGUCAGUCAGAUACAUGGCAGAUUGCACAAAGUCGAAACAAAUUCAAUUCAAAGCAUGACCAGAAUGUUUGAAAUAAAUAAAAGCUUAAUCCUA